Exophiala oligosperma is the source of this 4118-nucleotide messenger RNA. RefSeq lists its product as uncharacterized. Bases 17 to 2896 code for a protein of 959 amino acids. Gene Ontology annotation, molecular function: protein binding; snoRNA binding. The record is from RefSeq and is a predicted model, not a curated record. The transcript has 2 exons. Gene Ontology annotation, cellular component: Pwp2p-containing subcomplex of 90S preribosome; small-subunit processome. Lineage: Eukaryota; Fungi; Ascomycota; Eurotiomycetes; Chaetothyriales; Herpotrichiellaceae. Gene Ontology annotation, biological process: maturation of SSU-rRNA.
CAAGGUGUACUGCGCAAUGGUCAAGUCAUAUUUAAAAUUUGAGCACAGCAAGACCUUCGGCCAGAUCUGUACAGCCUCCGCCAAUGUUGUCUGGGAUCCGUCGGGCGGCGACGACUCGACAGCACGAGGUGGUGCAGGUCUAGCAUACGUUGGUGCGAACGAAGAUGUUUUAGUAUGGGAUGUAAAGAAAUCAGAAAGAGUUGGAUUAUGGACUGUUGAAGACAACACUGCGGUGGUCACUGUCAUUUGUCGGAGCGACACUGAUCCGGAUGUCUUUGCAGUUGGUUACGAUGACGGCAAGAUUCGAAUCUGGGACUCUCGGACGGCGACGGCGAUCAUUACAUUCAACGGACACAAGACUGCAGUCACACAGCUGAAAUUUGACAAAUCUGGAGUUCGACUAGCAAGCGGCUCAAGAGAUACGGAUAUCAUCCUCUGGGACCUAGUUGCUGAAGUCGGAUUGUACCGUUUACGAGGCCACAAAGAUCAAAUUACUGCGAUUGUUUUCUUGUCACGUACAACGCCCGGUGGCGACCCAGAAGAUGACGAUGACUCAGACAGCUUCCUCUUAUCCACCAGUAAAGAUGCCCUGAUCAAGGUCUGGGAUCUUUCGACGCAGCACUGCAUUGAAACGCAUGUCACACAAACAAAUGGGGAAUGCUGGGCCAUGGGUCUCAUGAGGGAUGGAGAGGGAUGCAUAACGGCUGGCAAUGAUGGAGAGCUCAAAGUGUGGGCAAUCAAUGAGUCCGCAUUGACACACGAGGUGGGUGCUCAGGGACAAGAGCAACUGAAGAUACUGCAUGAACGUGGUGCAAUUUAUAGACAGGGCCGCGAUCGUCCAGUGGCUGUCAACUUCCACCCUCAGAAAGACCUCAUCGCUAUUCAUGGCUCCGAAAAAGCCAUCGAACUGUUCCGCAUUCGCUCAGAGAAUGAGAUACGCAAGACCCUGGUACGAAAACGUAAGAGGAGGAAGGAAAAGACGGGAACAACAGCAGAUGCUGAAUCUGGCAUCGAUGUGGCAGAUAGCAAGGAAGACGUUGAAGAUAUGUCGACUGUUGCGAUUUCAGACAUAUUUGUUCCGUAUGUUCUCGUACGGACGGGUGGAAAAGUCAGAUCGAUGGACUGGAAUCAUCUACACGGGAGGGCCAUCAGGAUACUUGUUUCCACUUCGAAUAAUCAACUUGAGCUCUUCGACAUCACCGGAUCUGACAAAAAGUCGCAGGAAGCGCCUGAUUAUAGCCGGACACUUUCGGUGGACAUGCCUGGUCAUCGCUCAGAUGUCCGCUGCGUGGCACUGAGUUCUGAUGAUCGAAUGCUUGCAACGGCUUCGCAUGGCAGCCUGAAAAUAUGGAACACCAGGACCCAGAGUUGUCUCCGCACUCUCGAUUGUGGCUAUGCUCUCUGUAUGGCUUUCAUGCCCGGGGACAAAAUUGUUGUAGUUGGGACACGAGAGGGCACGCUGGAGAUCUUCGAUAUCGCUGCCUCGAAUUUACUCGACACUAUCAAUGCCCACGAGCGCGACAUCUGGUCCUUACAAGUCAGCCCCGAUGGCAAGUCGCUUGUCACAGGAUCCGCAGACAAAAGUGCCAAAUUCUGGCAGUUCAAAGUAGUCCAAGAAGAGAUUUUGGGAACGAACCGCAAGAAUGCAAGGUUGACCCUGGUGCAUUCUCGAACGCUGAAGGUGGCCGACGAUAUUCUCAGUGUAUGCUUUUCGCCAGAUGAGCGACUCCUGGCUGUCAGUACUCUGGACAACACGGUCAAGGUAUUCUUCGUGGACAGUCUCAAGCUGUUCUUGACAUUAUAUGGGCAUAAACUACCUGUAUUGAGCAUGGAUAUCAGCUAUGACAGUAAACUCAUCGUCACUUCUAGUGCCGACAAAAAUGUUCGAGUAUGGGGAUUGGAUUUUGGUGAUUGUCACAAGGCUUUCUUCGCACACCAGGACAGCAUUCUGUCCGUUCUCUUUGUUCCCAACAACAACGAUGGUAACGGCCACCACUUCUUCUCCGCAUCGAAAGACAAGACAAUGAAGUACUACGAUGCAGACAAGUUCGAGCAAAUUCAAAAGCUCGAUGGCCAUAAGGGCGAGAUUUGGGCAAUGGCGAUAGCGCAUUCUGGAGAAUUUUUGGUCAGCGCCAGCCAUGACAAGAGUAUCAGAAUCUGGCAGCAGACAGACGAGCAGAUCUUUUUGGAAGAAGAAAGGGAAAAGGAGCUCGAAGAGUUAUACGAGAACACCCUCCUCACCUCCCUUGAGAAAGAUGAGCAGCAGGCGGACGCUGAUAUGGAAGGGGUCGAAGCGACCGCAGCUGGCAAGCAGACUGCUCAAACUCUUAUGGCUGGAGAGAAGAUCGCAGAGGCACUGGAGGUAGGCUUUGAAGAUCUCAAGAUCAUGCAGCAGUACGAGCAAGCGAAACGAGGCAAUCCCAAAACAGCACCACCACCACGAGAUGCUGUUUUCCUGGCCAACAACAACAUCUCUGCAUCUACCUACGUCCUGAACACCUUUCAGAAAGUACCUGCUGCCUCAUUGCAGGAUGCGCUUUUGGUCUUGUCACUUUCACAGCUUCCUGCUCUGUUCACCUUCCUAGGUCUUUGGGCCAAGGAAGGACGAAACAUUCCUUUGACAUGCAGAAUCCUGUUCUUCAUGCUCAAGACUCAUCAAAAGCACAUUGUCAGUAGCCAAGCCCUACGGGAGGCCCUCGAAGAGACACGAGAUAGACUUCGGCAAACACUUCAAAAGCAGAAGCAUGAUCUUGGAUUUAACCUUGCCGGACUGCGAGUGAUGGGUCGCCGGGUCAGGGAGUUGGGAGAAACCGACUAUGUCGACGAGUCAACAUGGCUGGACACGGAAGUGACGGCAACCCGUGGUACUAAAAGAGGCUUCGUUACCGUAGCCUGAAGUCCGUCCUGCUCGCAUCCAACACUGCUCUCGAAUUGCUCUCUUACCGUGUGGGGUUACAGGAAAAUUCAAAACAACAAUAUAUGACAGUCGUGGUCAUGAUGCUUGACCGGGUUCGUAGCUGUUUCAUCCAAAGGGUGACGAAUAGGCGAGCUUGCAACACCGGCUGGGCGGCAAUACCUGACGUACAGGAUCAUCAUCAGCAGUGUUGGCCUGCACUAAUGCACAAGCUGGUCUGUCGAUCUUAUCUGGAAACACAAAGGCAAUGGGGGCGUGCUGAUUAGUCCUAGCCCGCUCACAUAUAAUGGGACAGGACCAUGCCUUCUAGGGCGGACAGACCUUAUCAUGCCCAUCACUGAAGGCCAGCUUGUCUCAAGACAUCCAAUGUCAAGUGGACACUUGCCAACGACCCGACGAAUGUGAGCAAGAUAUGAAUGUUGAAGAUGUACGGCCACCGGGAAGGUUAGCUUUCCGGCUGCUUGCAAGGAGGUAUUGACCAGAGCCGCCCUGCCGUUAUGCACCCAGCACAGUGUACAAGCUGCAGGGGAUCCAAAUCGGCUCUUUCAGGAGAAUCGAACGUGGUUAGUCAGAAAGAUUCGCCCUUUGUCAUUGGCGUUAGAUCUUCCAACAUGUUGGACUAAGAGCCUAUGCAGAACACGUCUCUCCCAAAGAUGUGCUGUCAGAUAGAUCAAGUCUGCGUCUCGCGGUCCCCUAGGAUGAGCUUCCAGGGCUAUUCAAGCGCCUUGUCUCGGUGGACAUCAGUAAUAUCGAUUUUGACGCCGAAAAGGUGUGAUGCACCGCCUCCACUAGGUUUUAUGUUUCGAUGCGAGGACUGGUCUUGUUACAUCAUCUGCGGUACCCAUGGAACAGGUCUUAAUUUAUUCGGCCAGGCCCACGUCAAGCUGUCAGCUGUCAAAUUUGUCAAGACAAUCCGAGGGUGAACAGGGUCAUGGUUCAACGAGAAUUAAUCAAGCUCCGUGCAAUCCUUACCUCCUUUCAGCUCUAGUCAAGCCCAUGAUCUUCCGCCGUUGUAGAUCUGGUGCUCAGACUGCUGAGUCCGCGCCGACCGGUCCAACAUCAUCCUGUUUAUUUACACCGCGUGGCAUAUUGAGAUUAAAUUGACGAGGACAUGAUUGCUGGUGAUGGUUGACAUGCCUUAUGGGAACCAGGACGCGGAUCUUUGGCAAGACUGCUGCGGUCGAAGUUGCUGUUUGCUGCUGUU